Messenger RNA from Morone saxatilis (striped sea-bass), 4086 nucleotides. RefSeq names its product ras-specific guanine nucleotide-releasing factor 1-like. NCBI's taxonomy places the organism in Eukaryota, Metazoa, Chordata, Actinopteri, Moronidae. Gene Ontology annotation, cellular component: plasma membrane. Gene Ontology annotation, biological process: Ras protein signal transduction; positive regulation of GTPase activity. Gene Ontology annotation, molecular function: protein binding; guanyl-nucleotide exchange factor activity. The record is from RefSeq and is a predicted model, not a curated record.
UCAGUCCUCCUCAUCAUGAGCAGUUCGGGCUCAUGAGGAAGGCUUUUCUAAGGCGGCUCUGCUGUAGCAUUGCUCGCAGCGUGGAGUUCGUGCGGUUGAAUGCGUAACUUUGACUCUCUACGUGCAUCAUUUUCUUCUUUUUUCUUUUCUUACGCCGUUGCAGACAUUAGUGUGGCAACUGUGGACGGGCACACAGGAGUGGGCUGCUGCCCACCAAGUCUGACUGUGUUUCGGAGGUGCUGAGAAGAAGAACAUGUAAGAAUCCGCAGGCUUCCCCGCAGAUUCCUCCCGGAUUCACAGCCAACAUGCAGAAAGGGAUGAGACUCAAUGAUGGCCACAUCACCUAUCUGGCUCUUUUGGCGAAGAAGGAUGGGACGAGGCGAGGUUGCCUGAGUAAGAAAAGCUCAGACAACACAAAAUGGCAUUCAAAGUGGUUCGCUUUAUUGCAGAAUAUGCUGUUUUAUUUCGAAAACGACUCCAGCUCACGCCCCUCCGGACUGUACCUGUUGGAGGGCUGCGUUUGUGACAGGGCACCGUCACCGAAACCGUCUCUGUCAGCGAAGGAAUGCUUAGAAAAGCAGUAUUACUUCACUGUCACGUUUAAUCAUGACAACCAGAAGGCUCUGGAGCUGCGCACAGAGGACGUCAAGGACUGUGAUGAGUGGGUGGCUGCCAUUACACAGGCCAGUUACAGGAACCUGGCUACAGAGCAUGAGACCCUCAUGCAGAAGUAUCUCCAUCUACUCCAAAUAGUGGAGACAGAGAAAACGGUUGCCAAGCAACUUCGACAACAGAUAGAGGAUGGGGAAAUCGAGAUAGAGCGGCUAAAAUCAGAGAUUGCUGGACUACUCAAGGACAAUGAAAAGAUCCAGUCAAAUCCAGAGGUACCUCCCAGUGAAGACGACACAGAGAUCAAGAAGAUCAAAAAGGUCCAGAGUUUCCUGCGAGGUUGGAUUUGCCGCAGGAAGUGGAAAACCAUCAUCCAGGACUACAUCCGUUCACCCCACGCUGAAAGCAUGAGGAAGAGAAACCAGGUGGUGUUUAGCAUGCUGGAGGCCGAGGCUGAAUACGUCCAGCAACUCCACAUCCUGGUUAACAACUUCCUGCGACCACUCCGCAUGGCUGCCAGCUCCAAGAAGCCGCCCAUCACACACGAUGAUGUCAGCAGCAUCUUCCUUAACAGUGAGACCAUCAUGUUCCUCCAUCAGAUCUUCUACCAGGGUCUGAAGGCCAGGAUAGCCAGCUGGCCGACACUGGUGCUGGCUGACCUGUUUGACAUCUUGUUGCCUAUGCUGAACAUCUACCAGGAGUUUGUGAGGAACCACCAGUACAGCCUGCAGAUCCUGGCCCACUGCAAACAGAACCGAGACUUCGACAAGUUGCUGAAGCAGUACGAGGCUAAGCCCGACUGUGAGGAGAGGACGCUGGAGACCUUCCUCACUUACCCAAUGUUUCAGAUCCCUCGUUACAUCCUGACAUUGCAUGAGUUGCUGGCUCACACCCCCCAUGAGCAUGUGGAGAGAAACAGUCUGGACUACGCCAAGUCAAAACUGGAGGAACUUUCCAGAAUCAUGCAUGAUGAGGUGAGUGAGACGGAGAACAUCAGGAAGAACCUAGCUAUUGAGCGGAUGAUUGUGGAGGGCUGUGAAGUGCUGCUGGACACCAGUCAGACAUUUGUUAGGCAAGGUUCUCUGAUCCAGGUGCCGAUGAGCGAGAAAGGGAAGAUCACGAGAGGCCGACUGGGCUCUCUGUCGCUGAAGAAAGAAGGCGAGAGACAGUGUUUCCUCUUCUCCAAACAUCUCAUCAUCUGUACCCGUGGCUCUGGGGGAAAACUUCACAUCACUAAGAAUGGAGUGGUCUCUCUCAUAGACUGCACACUGAUGGAGGAGCCAGAGGGGACGGAUGAUGAGUCCAAAGGGGAGCGGAGUGGCCAAGACACAGAGCACCUGGACUUUAAAGUUAUGGUGGAGCCCAAAGACGGACAACCCUUCACCGUCAUCCUGGUGGCUUCAUCCCGACAGGAGAAAUCAGCGUGGACCAGCGACAUCAGCCAGUGCAUUGACAACAUCCGCUGCAAUGGUCUUAUGAUGAACGCCUUUGAGGAAAACAGUAAAGUCACCGUGCCACAGAUGAUUAAGUCGGACACCAGCUUGUACUGUGACGAUGUCGACAUCCGCUUCAGCAAGAUGAUGAACUCUUGCAAAGUGCUGCAGAUCCGCUAUGCCAGUGUAGAGCGCUUGUUGGAGAGGCUGACCGACUUGCGCUUCCUCUCCAUCGACUUCCUUAACACCUUCCUCCACUCUUACCGCGUCUUCACCAGUGCUGACGUAGUGCUGGACAAGCUCAUCACCAUCUACAAAAAGCCCAUCAGUGCCAUCCCUGCACGUUCUUUGGAGCUUUUCUUUGCCAGCAGUCAGAACAACAAACUCCUCUACGGCGAACCACCUAUGUCGCCACGUGCCAGCCGCAAGUUCUCCUCCCCUCCUCCUCUCUCCAUUACCAAGACGUCCUCGCCCAACCGCCGUCGCAAGCUUUCGCUCAACAUCCCCAUCAUCACGGGGGGCAAAGCCCUGGACCUGGCUGCACUCAGCUGUUCUCCCAAUGGCUAUGCAAGCAUGCACUCCACCAUGUCGCCCUUCAGUAAGACCACCCUCGACAUCAACAAGCUCUAUGUGUCCAGCACCAUGGCCAGCAAAAUCUCAGACGAUGGAGAGACCAAAGCCGAAGGCAAGACUGAGGAGUCUGUCCUCAACAAGCAAGAUCUGUCGGUGAGAGAGGAAUGUGAUGAGGACCCAAGUCAGAGUGACGAAACAGAAGCAGAAAUGUCUCCUCCCAAGUCACCAUCAACACCCAAGAACGUCAAGUCCAAAAACUCUGAGUUUUCCCUGUUUUCCUUCAACAAUGGCAUGGUGGUGUCAUCUUGCCGGGAGCUGGACAAUAACCGCAGUGCCCUUUCUGCCGCCUCGGCCUUUGCCAUCGCCACUGCUGGUGCAAAUGAAGGCACUCCUACCAAGGAGAAGUAUCGCCGUAUGUCGCUUGCCAGCACAGGUUUUCCUACAGACCAGAGGAAUGGGGACAAAGAGUUUGUUAUCAGAAGAGCUGCCACAAACAGAGUCCUGAAUGUGCUGCGUCACUGGGUCUCCAAACACUCGCAGGACUUUGAGCUGAACACAGAGCUGAAGAUGCGGGUAAUUGGCUUCCUGGAGGAGGUGAUGCAUGACCCAGAGCUCCUGACACAGGAAAGAAAGGCAGCUGCCAACAUUAUCAGGACUCUCACUCAGGAGGACCCUGGAGACAACCAGGUCACCCUGGAAGAGAUCACACAGAUGAUUACUGAGGACUGUAAGACUGAGCCAUUUGAGAGCCACUCUGCCCCAGAGCUCACACUGCUGGACCACCUGGUCUUCAAGGUCAUCCCAUACGAGGAGUUCUUUGGUCAAGGCUGGAUGAAGAACGACAAGAACGAGAGAACUCCGUACAUUAUGAAAACAACCAAGCAUUUCAACGAUAUCAGCAACAGGAUUGCCACAGAGAUCCUGCAGUGGGACGAUGUCAACAUGCUGGCGGUGAUCGAGAAAUGGGUGGCAGUGGCUGACAUCUGCCGCUGCCUCCACAACUACAACGCCAUGCUGGAGAUCACGUCCUCUCUCAACCGCAGUUCCAUCUUCCGCCUCAAGAAGACCUGGCUGAAAGUCUCCAAGCAGGUAUCAACUGUGAUUGACAAGUUACAGAAGCUGGUUUCAUCAGAGGGACGAUUCAAAAACCUGAGAGAAGCUCUGAAGAACUGUGACCCUCCCUGUGUUCCCUACCUGGGCAUGUACCUGACUGACCUUGCCUUCAUCGAGGAGGGAACACCCAACUACACUGAGGACAACCUGGUCAACUUCUCCAAGAUGAGAAUGAUAUCUCACAUUAUCAGAGAGAUACGGCAGUUUCAGCAAACAGCUUACAAGAUUGAUUAUCAACCAAAGGUUGCAAAGUACUUGCUGGACAGCAGUUCAGCGCUGGAUGAGGAGAGCCUGUAUGAAGCGUCUCUGAGAAUCGAGCCCAAAACUUCAUCAUGAAGAGGAUCUCUCUCUCUCCCUC